Messenger RNA from Beauveria bassiana ARSEF 2860, 2652 nucleotides. Its product is annotated as eukaryotic aspartyl protease. NCBI's taxonomy places the organism in Eukaryota, Fungi, Ascomycota, Sordariomycetes, Hypocreales, Cordycipitaceae. The coding region runs from base 1 to 2652 and encodes 883 amino acids. The record is from RefSeq and is a predicted model, not a curated record. The transcript has 3 exons.
AUGCGGUCGAGUCGAAUGGCCGCCGCCGCAUCUGUCGCUGCCACGGCUGUCUUCGUCAAUGCCUACGAUCCCGCCGCGGUUUCCAUUCCCUACGGCGACUGGCUUGGCAUUGAUGGCAACUGGUCAACCGUUCGCUUUCUCUUAGGUACCGAAUCAGACCUCGUAAAUAUCAUACCCAGUACUUCUCUGUCAGAGCUAUGGGCAGUCGGCCCGGGUGGUUGCCAAAGUAAAGAGCAACAUUGCAUGACUGCGCGGGGUGGUAUUUACACGCCUGGCGACUCAAAGCGAUGGACUUCAUGGGGACAGUACUUUCUCGGCCUCGAGUACUUGGGCUACGGAGGCAACGGCGCCUAUGGCAUCGACAACAUCAACACCUGGAGUCCCUUCACCAAUAUUGCUUUCGGCAUGAGCAGCGUUCUUGUUGCCGCAUACAACACAACCGAUUAUUUCAACGGUCUAUUUGGUCUCGGGAUAUCUCAGGGUCGCUUCAAGGGGAAUAUUGGCGAGUCGGCUCUCACCCAAGCUGUGAAGACGUUUGGCUGGAUUCCCAGCUACAGCUAUGGCUAUACUGCUGGAGCGAGCUACAAGAAUAUGCCCGGUUCCUUGACGCUCGGUGGUUUCGAUUCCGCACGCCUUGUUGACCACGACACUCUCUUCACCAUCACACAAUCAGACAAUUCGCCUCGCGUCAACGUUCGCAGUAUCAACGUGUUCAAUGAUCGCAAGCCCCAUGGAUGGGACUCAUCCAUCAACAAAUUGUCUAGUUACAACGAUACCUUCAUGGCCCUCGUCGAUAGCACUACACCUUAUCUGUGGUUGCCCGAAAGCAUCUGCGAGUCGUUCGCAUCCGCCCUCAACCUCACCUACAACGACACAUACAAAUUAUACACGUUAACCAACACCCAGUAUCAAGACUAUUCCACCUCCAACGCUUACUCGUUUACUUUCAGUCUUGCCAGCAUUGACAACAAUGACAACUUCGGUCUUCCUCUUAGUGCUCCCGGAGUUGUCAACAUUACCGUUCCCAUCAAGGCUUUCGUCGGUUCCCUCCAAUACCCUUUUGCCAAGGAGGCCAUCAAGUAUGGACAGCCCGCUGUGCCUUACUUUAUGCUCCGUAAAGCUACGAAUAGCAGCAGUAUCAUCAUUGGCCGCUCUUUUCUACAAGAAGCUUACAUUCGCACAAAAUUCGACUCUGGCGUCUUCAGCCUGCACCAGGCAGCCUUUCCACGUGAUCCCGAUACUGAUAUCAAAUUGAAUCUCAUCAAGCAACCGAGCAACAGCCCGUACCCACGACCUCCACCUACCAAGGAUCAUCACGGUCUGACAACACCUCAGAUGAUUGGAAUCGCCGUUGGUGUCGUUGCCUUUUGCACCCUGCUCCUGGCCGCACUUUGUUUCUGGAAUCGUCGCCGCAAGCAGAAGAAGCACGGCGAGACCGCCGCCAAGGAAGCCGAGUCACAAGACAGUUCGUCAACUAUUUCUCCUGAAUCUCCCAUGACUCCAGUCUCUCGCAUUCUGUCGAAAAUUGUUCGCAGGAAGCGUUCAAGACGCACAACCACCACAACUAGAACGAGUGCUCCUACGGAGGCACCCGCUUCGGAGAUAUACGAGCUGCCGGCACCGUUACCUCCAGCUGAGCUUGCCGCUCACAACGAGGAUGAUGACUCUGUUUUGGGUGGCACAGUGGCAGGAACCGACGACUCGCAGAACCUUAGCGCUUACGAGCUCGCCAGACGCAAGCUUGCUCGACAGCUAGCAGGACCUGUCCCGGCCUAUGCGCCUCCAGAGAAUGGUAUUGUGCCAGCUGAAAAAGACAUGCACAUUGAUACAAACGUAGUUCGGACUACAACCAUUCCCCACCCGCAACCUACAUACCACUUCCAUAACGUAUCUCCAGUGCGGUCACACGAGGGUCUAGGGACCAACUCUCUGCCAGGCACUCUACCUUCGCCGGUUUCUCCUCGCACCGACUGGAACACCAACGACCUGCCAUCGCCCAUCACUGCAUCGCUGCACCCGAACUCAGCUUCUUCGCAGUCUGGCUCUACAGGUAGACGUCGCGCAGGCUCCAACACGAUGAAUGGCACAUCAAGCGAAUAUGGCAGUGCAAGGCGGUCCGACUCCAACUCCUCAUCAAACUCAAACGGCCAAGAGCAGAGCCGCGAGAGAAAAGUUUCCUUUCCGCUCCCACAAGCAUCUUUCCAAAGAACACCCAUCGAACCCUCGAAAGUCGUGUGCCUUGGUCCUCUUCCAGAAAAUGUCUCCUUGUUCAAGCAGCAGAUGUUACCCAGUGCAUCUGCAACACGUGAACAAUCGUGGACUGGACCAGCUCACCAUUCACAUCACCGACCCUCAACAGGCAGCCUCGGCAGCAAUUACACGGACGAGGAGGACGCCAUGGUGGAAGAAUUGACGCGUCAAUCCACGUCUGUCUCGCGUUCGCUGGGCUCACAAAAUGUCAAUCGACCGCCAGCCCUUGUUGAUCCCCUCAUCCGUACCGUUUUGCCCGAGCGAACGGAAGAAGAAAACGUUUCGCCUACAAGCGACAAGAGUGGCGCUGGUUCACAUAGCAGCGGCGGGCGCAUCGGCGGUGGCGAUCUCAUUCACGUUCCACAGAUGGCGGAGAAGCGCUACAGCUGGGAAGAAGAAUGA